This is a messenger RNA of Bursaphelenchus okinawaensis, 557 nucleotides long. The record is from the annotation of a GenBank genome assembly. Lineage: Eukaryota; Metazoa; Nematoda; Chromadorea; Rhabditida; Aphelenchoididae.
AUGUCUGCUGAAGAAGUUGCCGCUCAAGAGCCCGUAGUCGAGAACAACAACGCCGAGAAGGUCGAGGAAGUGAAAGAAGUGAAAGAAGACAAAGUGGAAGAGAAAGUAGAAAACGGUAAAGAAGCUAAGGAAGCCGAAAAGACUGAGAAGGAAGAAGAAAAGAAGGAAGAAGAGGAAGAAAAGAAAGAAGAGGAGGAAGAAGAAGAGAAGGACGAAAACGAAAAGACCGAGGAAUCUGAGAAUGGAGCUGCCAAGGAAAACGGAAAAAUAACUGUAAGUCGCUUCUGCUGAUUUAUAACGUUUAGCCAUUGUCUUUGGGAAAAAUUUGUAAUAAGCGAGAAAAAUGGGGCCACUGAUUUUAAAUUUAGGGCGGGGUAGCUUUCAUGAUGGCUAAAAAUAUUCGGUGUGAUUUAGUCAUAAUAACUGUUGAAAUAUGGUUUUAUUUUCAGAAGAGAACUUCCGACGUUCACGAAGUCGAAGAAGAGCCAGUAGCCAAGAAAGUCAAAUCGGACGCUGACUCUACCGAAGCUGCCGAACCUGUCGCGGCUGCCGAAUAG